Oldenlandia corymbosa var. corymbosa is the source of this 6139-nucleotide messenger RNA. Lineage: Eukaryota; Viridiplantae; Streptophyta; Magnoliopsida; Gentianales; Rubiaceae. The record is from the annotation of a GenBank genome assembly.
GUCAGAUCAAAUCCAAAUGUCGCCCCCAUAAAAAUCAUCAUCACUCUCAUCACUUUUUCUUUUUCACUUUAACUAAAAUUUUAAUUUAAGUUUUUUUUAUUUCUUUCGUUCUAGAAAUAUUUGAAAAAAAAAGAACUGAAAAACCUGUUAUAACGGAAAAGCUAAAAAGGAAAAAAAAAAAAAAGAAGAAAGAAAAGAAAAGAGAAAUUGCAUUUUGUUCGUCGUCGAUCUGUGUAAUGUAUAUCCCAAAUUUCCCCACGAUCAAUUCUUCUUGAUUUCUUUCUCUAAGAUCUCUCCCACCACAUUUCCCUUCCUCUCUCAGGAUUCUUCCCGAACUUCUCAAACGUUUUUGCUCGAUACUGUCAUGAAUUCCGAGUUGCCAGUAUAUACAAGUGAAAAUGGGGAUCAAGGUAGCUUAGGUGAAAUUCUAAAUGCGGAUGUUGCAGAACGAAGAGAAAAUUCAAAAGGAGUUCAUCAUGAAGGUGAUAAGUUUGGUGAUAUUUUCCAGUUGAAGCAUGGAUCCUUUGCUGACCUUCCAGCUGCGAGAAUUUCAGAAAUGAUGAAAGUGGAAAGUUUAGAGAAUGCCUCCACUCAAUCACUUUUUGCUGUUGUAAGUAAGAUUCUGGAUGAAAGCAUUGAGAGGAAGAAUGGUGACAUUCCUCUGCGGGUAGCAUCCUUACUAAAAUUGGUAGUGCAAGAGAUCGAGCAGCGGGUUUCUAAAUAUCCUGAAAACAUGAAAAAGCAAAGUAAUUUGUUUAAGUCUCGUGAAGAGAGAUACCAGUCAAAGAUUAGGGCCCUUGAAACCCUUACCCUGGGUUCAACAGAUGAAAAGGAGAUCAUAAUGAACCAGCUUCAGCAAAUGAAGAUUGAGAAGGUAAGAGCUGACGAGGAGAGAAAGGAAGAAGAACACCACUUAAUCAGGAUACAGACAGAAAAGGACCAUUAUGAGAUUAAAUUGUCAGCGUUGAAACAAGAGAUGGAAUUGGCAAAGAAAACACAUGAAAACAACUGUUCCCAGCUGGAAAUACAAGCUUCAAAAUCCAAAGCGGACUUGCAAAGCAAAAUAUUGGAACUGGAGCUCCUUCUGAAUGACUCAAGAAAAAAGGUGAAAGAACUUGAAAACUUUGCGCAAUCUAAAUCAUUGAGAUGGAGAAGGAAAGAACACAAUUACCAGCACUUCAUUGAUUCUCAUCAGGCUUCCCUGCAGGACCUGAGAACAGUGUCCGACUCGAUAAAGAAAGAGAUUUUGAAUACCAAAAUGAUCUACAUUGACGAAAUUAAUCAAUUUGGUUGGGAGCUUAAAGGAUUAGUGGAUGCUGCUCAGAAUUACCAUGCAGUACUUGCAGAAAACAGGAAGUUGUACAAUGAGAUCCAAGAUUUAAAAGGCAAUAUUAGAGUCUACUGCCGAAUUAGACCAUUCCUUCCAGGACAAAGUCAAAAGCAAACUACAAUUGAAUAUAUUGGCGAAAAUGGAGAGCUGAUAGUUACAAACCCCUUAAAACAAGGAAAAGACAAUCAUCGUCUGUUCAAGUUCAAUAAAGUCUUUGGUCCAGCAGCUACUCAAGAGGAGGUGUUUCUAGACACUCGGCCACUAAUUAGAUCUGUUCUUGACGGGUUCAAUGUUUGCAUAUUUGCCUAUGGCCAAACUGGUUCAGGGAAAACUUAUACUAUGAGUGGUCCUAGUGUAUCAUCUGUUGAAGAUUGGGGAGUCAAUUAUCGGGCUCUAAAUGAUUUGUUCGACAUCUCUAGAAGCCGAAAGAGUUCCAUCAAGUAUGAAAUUGGCGUACAGAUGGUUGAAAUAUAUAAUGAACAAGUGCGUGACUUACUGAGCAAUGAAAGCUCUCAGAAGAGACUUGGGAUUUGGAAUACCACUCAACCAAAUGGCCUAGCUGUCCCUGAUGCAAGCAUGCACCCCGUCAAAUCAACUGCAGAUGUCUUAGAGUUUAUGAAGAUUGGCUUGAUGAACAGGGUUGUUGGUGCAACUGCCCUCAAUGAAAGAAGCAGCCGCUCUCACAGCGUCCUCACUGUUCACGUCUUUGGGACAGACUUGAAGACCAAUGCUGUUUUACGUGGUUGUCUACAUCUGAUAGAUCUUGCUGGUAGUGAAAGAGUAGAUCGCUCUGAGGCAACAGGGGAUCGUCUGAAGGAAGCGCAACAUAUAAACAAGUCUUUGUCUGCUCUUGGAGAUGUGAUUUUUGCACUAGCACAAAAGAAUUCUCAUGUGCCAUAUAGAAACAGCAAACUAACUCAAGUUCUUCAAAGUUCUUUAGGUGGGCAAGCCAAGACCAUUAUGUUUGUUCAACUUAAUCCUGAUUUGGAAUCAUAUUCUGAAACUGUGAGUACCUUGAAGUUUGCCGAACGAGUUUCUGGUGUUGAACUGGGUGCUGCCCGGGUAAAUAAAGAGGGUAGGGGAAUCAGAGAGCUGAUGGAACAGGUGGCCUCCCUCAAGGACCAACUUGCAAGUAAGGAUGAGGAGAUAGGAAGGUUAAGGCUGCUCAGACCCAAUAGUGGUGAGAGGCAUGGAAUGAAUACACAAAGAUAUGGGUCAGCUUCUCCUAGAAGGCAUUCUGUGGGUACAUCUCAGCAAAGCCGGAAAUUAUCAGCAUCAAGAAGCCUUGGGGUUAAAGCUGCUUCUGAUUUGGACAAUAGCUCUGAGUGCAGUGAUAGGCAUUCUGAUGCUGGAUCACAGCAGUCGGUUGAAGACUUCAAGUAUCCAAGGGAUAUAUAUCAGCAAUCGAGGCUUGCAUUAGCUCAUGGCGACCAAAAUUUUUUGGAGGAUUUCAAUUUGAAGCAUGUUGUGCCAGAUGGAAAUCUCAGCCAUACAGAUGAUCCAGAGCUCUUGGGUUUCGGUGAUGCUGAUUCAGAAGAGAGGUUGAGUGAUAUAUCUGACAGUGUUCUGUCCAUGGGAACAGAAACUGAUGGUUCAGUAAGUAGUAUUGUUGAGUAUACUCUUUUCCCGGAGGCUGUGAAACAACCCGACGAGGCCACAGAAAAGUGAGUUUUCCUAGUAUAUGAUUUUUCUGCAUUUCAUUGCUGCUCGCCGUUGAAAGGAAAAACUAUUGUCGGCUAACUGACUUGUUUCUGAAUAAGUAUAGAUAAUGACAGUACAGAGUGUGAUGAGGUUCUUCUUCUUGUUACUGAUAAUUGUUAUCAUUUACCCAAAGAAAAGGUUUCAAAAAAUGGUUAUCAACACAUAGUUUAAGUUGCAGACAAAGUAAGACUAAUGCUUGGUUUUUGUGGUUUAUGGAUUUGGACUGGACUUGGGGGUAUAAUCUUUCCUGCCUUCAUUUUAUUGCAUGGUUGAAGACUGUACAUAGGGAGGUUUUGAUUUGUUCGUGAGUUUAAAUUAUUGCAUGGUGUAUAAUUAGAUUGUAUGCGAUUCCAUGGUGGUCCUCACUCCAACCUUAUCUGUAUGACUAGUGUUAUGUCCAUCAGUUUAUCACUAAUGAUAUUUGGGUCAAAAUUAGAUUGCAGCUAUUCUUUGUUGUUGAUGUCUUACGUGUUACUGAAUCAGUUUGAUGCUAGUCUGGAAAUAGUCGGACUUUCUAUGAUUGCAACCAUGACGAGAAAGAAGGAUAUGUUUGCAACCAUGACUUUCUUUGAUUGCCUAGUUUGUUGAUGUUUUCUUUAUCUGUGUCUUCUUCCUUUUCUCACUUGGACAUUUGGUUCCAGGCAACUGCAAGUUCCAUCGAAGCUUCCUAGACCCCAGCAAAAGCCCAGUGCAACUGCAAGUUCUCAGUUGUCUUCAACCAAGAGUCUCUCAAAAACUGCAAGUAAGAAUAUUACCUCCCAAAUAUUAUGUACCGUGCAUAAUCUUGAUCCAUAUUUGAAACUGGAAUGAAGAAUGAGGAACUGAUUUGAUUGGAUACCUGUAACUUUUAUUCUGUUAACCAAUUUGAUUGAUUCCUGUAACUUUUAAUCUGCUAACCAAUUCUUUUACAUCACCCACACACAUUCACAGGCGUGCACACACACACGCACAUUGUUUGUGAUUGUCCUUCUGGUUUCACUAUUUUAUCCGCCUCACUUACAGGUUCGAAAAGAGGCUCCUCGGGAACCUCAUCCGUGCAAAAAGGUAGCUCCUCGACAAGCAGAAUUUCUACUUCAAAACGAUGGGCAAAAUAGACAAAUUCAGCAGGAAAAACAAGCAAUCCUUCUUGUUUGUGUGGUGACUUCUGUUGUUGAUAGGGUGUCCCUAUUGUAGGCCUUUAACUAUCUAUCAUCUACAAAUUUGAAGCGAUGUAGAUACUUCAGUUCUUAAGUAUGACCAUAGGUUAAGCAAAAGUAGUUAGCAGAGAGUUUCAGUUAUUCCAUGUAUGAACAUGUCAAUACAUUAGCUAAUAUUUUAGCACUGGCUCAAGUGCAAAAAUAUACUAUAUAUUAUUUGUGAAAAAUUGCAGAAAAGUUCAUUAUUCUUCCAUCUGACCAUGUCAAUUCAAUUUAUGAAGAAAAAAACGAUAAUUUCUAUCUUCAUCCUCUUUCAAAGAAAGAAGCCAAAAACACAAUGGACAGCCUAACACAUCGUCUAUGAGAAAGAUAAUAGCUAAACUCUAUCUUCUACACAUCGUGAACAAACCACGGUUUCUUUAAGGAAUAGAACUAGUGGCCCGAAUAUGAAAAUCAUUACUCCAAACAGAAAGUGUGGUAAAAUCUUGCUGUAGCCUUCACCAAUGGCAAUCACCAAUGGACUGAUUGCUCCACCGAACACUAUGGCUUGCCAGACUAUUGACACUGCAGAAUUUCUGAUAGUUGUGGGAAAUAACUCUACUGUGUAAAUCAUCAACAAGUUGAAUGCUGCACAGGCACUAAAGAAGGACAUGAGUUGCAGUCCAAUUUGCAGCCAAACCCAUCUCUUAACUAAGAUACAGAUAAUACCACAUCCACCACUUAUGGUGCUUAAUGCCAGAAGUGAAGUCCUUCGCCUGCAUCUAGCCAAAUAGAAUGUCAACACUGCUGACGGAAUCUCCAACAUGGCGCUAAAAGCAACACUCAGGUAGAGGCUAAAGUCAAAGCUCCCGAGACCUAAUGGUGUGCCAUAGUAAAUCAAUCCAAUGCCAAAUCCGAUGAGCAUAGCCAUUGUCAGCUGUUGAAUGAUGCUCCUGUCUGACAUAAUUUUCAGCAGAGAUGGGUUAGGAGCUCCUCCUGUACUCUCUGGCCUGUUCAGAGUGUUUUGCCUGAUAUUGUCUGCCGAAAAGCUCAAGUUCUUGCGGUUAGGAUCUAGAUUUGCAUUGAGAACUGCCACAGCUUCGCGAACUCUACCUUGUUCAAGUAACCAUUUUGGUGACUCAUAAACACAGAACUCUAUCAACAUACAAUAAACAAUUGCUGGCGCAGAUGUUAAGAGGUAGAGACUUCUCCAUGAAUAAUCCCUAGCCAUAUAAGCUAUAGCAGGUAAGGACAUAUAACCAAGCGUUGAACACAAGAAGCCCACAACUCCAACCUUUCCUCUCCAUUGCUUUCCAACACUCUCUGUUGUUAAAACCAGGACGCAUGAUCCAAUAGCAGCGCGGCCUAAACCACUUACAGCCCUGAAACCCGAGUAGAUCCAUAUGUUGUUGGAGAAAGCAGUGAAGAUAGAAGCAGUAGACAUGGUCAAACAUGAGAGAAUUAAUAGCUUCUUUCGACCGAGUGAGUCUCCAAGGAAGCUGAGAAUGAUUCCUCCAAGGAGACAUCCCAUGAAGAAUGAUGAUGCUGGUAGGCCUGCAAGGAUUUUGUUGCUGGUACACAGGAGGGACCAAUCAGAUAUGAUAGAUGUCCGGGCUGGCCGGUCCCAUUGCCAUGAAUCUGCUGGAAGUUUGCAUAUGUUUGAUCCUGAAUUACAAGCAGUACUGUUGGAAGUGCCCUGUGUGUAGUGCCAAGAGGGAUUGGCGUCCGCGAAAAUAGUUAUGAAAGUUUGCUGAGCCUCAAAGAAGGAAGCCAUUGAAAUCAGGAUGACUUGUAAAGCUUGUGACCAUCUGAAUCCUCCAAUGUACUCUUCAAUAAAAUCAUCAAGAAUGUCUGCUUUGGAGGGUUCAACAUCAUCUGAAGAAUAGUUUGAGAGCAAUGGAGUUGAUUCCUCCUCCAUUUGAACUCAAAAAAAAUGGUUUCUGAUGCAAUGAAAAAAUUAUCUUCAAGCAGGACUGCAGUUUGCAAAUGUGUG